UAAAGGAAGAAGGAAAGUAAGCAGAGUAAAAGAAACAGGAAACUAAAAUCUCACAGGAAAUAGUGGAAUAUCUUGCUCUCCAUCAGAAUUUUCUCCCCAGAAGACUUUGGGAGUUUCCAAGUGACUGACUGGGAUUGAGCCAGAGAGGGACAGAACGCGGUGCAGCUGUCAAUGAGGGAUCGAGGAGAAAGUGCAGCAGUAAGAGGAAGAGGAGACGUUGGUUAGUAGUCACUAAAAGAGGCAGCUGGGAAACCCACUGAGACUGAGAUUCUUCCAUAACUUUCCUGCAACAAUCUGUCGCGCAAAAGGACUCGGUUAAGAAGAACAUGGGGAAUAUGGGCCGCAUUGGCCGGUAGAAGCAUGUCACCAACAGUGCUGUUACUUCUAUCAAUAUUGACUGUUCAAGGAAGUGGGUGCAAUGAUUUUAUGAAGACGACGAUCAGAAAUCUGCAGGACUCUGUAAACAUUGAAAGAAGGAACGGAUUCCCACAAGUGUUUCCGAAGAACUACGUCGUGUCUCACUAUUUCAACGACAGCGCGCUGUGCAAUGAGCCGUGCUGUGUGUUCAGUGCUGCUGUGUUCCUGUCAAAUUCCUGGAGUCAGCUCUUCCAGCACCUCAGUAGAGUUCACCUCAAGUACAGGUUCAUCAGUGAGCUGAUUUACUGGCUGGACAGCAUAGCAAAAGAGAAAUUCCCGGAUCGUCCAGAUCUUUCUGAUUUCCCAUCUGUCCAGACAUCGCCUGAAGGACUUCUCUCCUUCACCUCAUCCGUCUUCACACGAUGGCUCGAUUUGAAUUGUGCUUUCGGAGAGCAUAACUGCAUCUUUCCCACACCAAGUGAAGAGGAUCAAGAAAAUCCAAAGGAGGGAGAGAAUGUGGAGAAUCGUGAACCGGUGGAUGAGCAACAGCCUGUGAUAGAAGGAGAGACGGGUAAAAUACAGCUUGACCGGGGUCCGACCAACAGCUUUACUAAGACACGUUGCACAGGUUUCACUCACUGGAGCUUAUCUUUUCUAUGGAUAAUAUCAAGUCUGAUCCGGUGAAAGUCAAGAAAUCUGUUUUAAAUAUGCCACAAAACUUGGCCAGAAGAAGGCUUCACUUUGAAAGGACCGCUACUGUGUUGCCUAGAUUUUAGUCAGUUUGGAAGCUAAUUUUGUUUUACACUGAUAAAUAAAGCUUGGCAUUUGCAUGGGAUUUCGAAGAAAUGCUCUCUGGAUAAAGUGGCUGGAUGCAGUUAUGGGUCAGUUCUGUUGGAGAAAAGGGAUAUUUUGAAAACCGACACAUGGCUAUUAUGAGGUU
Molecule: messenger RNA, 1297 nt
Organism: Rhinichthys klamathensis goyatoka
Lineage: Eukaryota; Metazoa; Chordata; Actinopteri; Cypriniformes; Leuciscidae
Exons: 5
Coding region: 361-1041 (226 amino acids)
Source: RefSeq, a predicted model, not a curated record